AUGGACACGUCAAGAAACCUAUCCGGAAGCCCGACUGAAACAUUCGAGAUACUCGGACGAUCGUCUCUGAGUAGCAGAGCACGUAUCCUGGCGCUACCAUCCGAGCUUCUGUUCUAUCUGUCGCGGUUUUUGGAUCUGGCCGGACUUAUCGUGUUCAGCACGGCGACAUGCCGUGCUCUGAGGAACACAUUUGCUCAGUUUGAUCGAGAGCUACUCUUCUUGGAGCCAGCGCACAGGCUAAACUUAUCAGAGUGGAGAGACGCCGCGCGGCAGAUUCAUGAUUUUGGACUGACACGGUCAUCUUGCAUCCAGCGCUCUGCUGCCAAGGCAAGCGUAAACGAUAAAGGAGACGUUGACCUUUUGGUGGCUGUGCAUCAACUUUCGCGGGACGAGAGCUUGAUCGAUUUCCACCUCUUGCAGUGCGUCCUGGAAUUCCUGACCAGCCAGCAUGUGUACCACCUUGACAAGGGAGCGCCGUUGCAGAGCUUCCAAGACUUGCCAGCGCGGAACGCAGAAGUGCACCAGAUUCGCAGCCUACACUUGACUGGCUGGCAUGGUAUUGCAGGCGCGUUCUUGAUUCAACAACUUCGCUCCCAGCCAUCGCUCAGAGAUGUAUGCACCAUUGUCAAGACCGAAAGGGCCGACUCGCGGAUAUGGCAACAAGCUGCUACAGAUGACAGAGGUGUACUAGGCCCAAAAAACACUGCAGAUCGAGAACGGUAUUCGCAGCACGGCUAUGUAGCCGCACUCUGGCACAAUCGAACCAGAUCGAGGCAGGAUGCCAUGGGACAAGAAUCGAGCUUAGCGUUCAAAGAGUGCGAAGCGACUCAAAUCAUUGUUCAGGUAGGUAAGCGACGGCCACGUCGUGCUGACCAACCGUUCUUGCGUGGAGAAGGGCUUCAGAUUGGAUAUCAGGGAUAUUGUGUCGACAUGGCGACAACAACAGCUGAUAUGGGAACGGACGUGAUGGAGCCGAUCUCCUUUACAUGUGCCAAGGCGGUCAUUGACCCAGACGUGGGAGCUUGCAACGGUCUAGUUGACAGCGAUGCUUUUGAUGGCUACCAUCGCCAAGGGGCGACACGAAAAAGGCUACAUGUGAUUCUGCAAGGUCGUGAGGUGGAAGAUGCAAAGCAAAAUGAGGAAAUGUUUGAACGCAGCAUGGUUUCAUGCAACCGUUGUAAGGAGCGCGUUGUGUUCUAG
Mycosarcoma maydis (corn smut) is the source of this 1200-nucleotide messenger RNA. RefSeq lists its product as uncharacterized. The transcript has a single exon. The coding region runs from base 1 to 1200 and encodes 399 amino acids. Lineage: Eukaryota; Fungi; Basidiomycota; Ustilaginomycetes; Ustilaginales. The record is from RefSeq and is a predicted model, not a curated record.